Cordyceps fumosorosea ARSEF 2679 is the source of this 1563-nucleotide messenger RNA. RefSeq names its product Taxilin. Lineage: Eukaryota; Fungi; Ascomycota; Sordariomycetes; Hypocreales; Cordycipitaceae. Gene Ontology annotation, molecular function: syntaxin binding. The transcript has 6 exons. The record is from RefSeq and is a predicted model, not a curated record. Bases 1 to 1563 code for a protein of 520 amino acids.
AUGCCAGCGACUCAUGCUGAGCCAGCCGUUACCAACGGCCACGAUGGCCACACACACCUCGCGCCGCCCACGGGAAAACGGGGCAAGGGAAAAAGAGGUCUCGACUCAAACGAAGCCUCGAGACUUCUGGCGGCUCGUAUCUCGCAGCUAGAGCAGGACGCUGCGGGCGAAAAGGAUCAGGAGCUGGAAAUAGAACGAGAAGUUAAACGGGCGACUCGUGACCUCUUGCAGCAAAUCUCCAAAAUGGACGACUCACAAAAGAUCGACCAUCUGACGAAGCGGUCUAGCGAGCUGCUGGCCGAUAUGCGACGUUUGGAUAAAGAAAAUCAAAAAAAUAAGAAGCGCGGCGAUGCUUUGCAAAAAGAGCGGGAUAUAAACCGCACCGAAUUGAGUAAGACGGUAGGGUUGAAAGAGAAGCUGGAGAAGUUGUGUCGCGAACUCCAGAGGGAUAACAACAAGAUGAAGAACGAAAACAAGGAACUCCAAGCUAUCCAAAAGCGUAAUACCCUAUCGUGGGACGAAAAAUACGCCAUCUUGCUCUCGAAACUCGAAGGCUACCAAGAAGACAAAGAUACCCCGCGCAAGCAAGUCGUCGACAUGGAAAUGGAGGAGCUAUUUCGAGUUCGUUUCAAGUCCUUCAUUGAACAAUACGAACUUCGAGAGCUGCAUUUCCACUCCCAAAUGCGAACCAAGGAGAUUGAGUUACAAUAUCAUCUCUCGCGCUUCGAUCGGGACAAGAAGGCCGCCGAGGCCGAAUUGGCGAAAAUGCGUCAAUUACAAACACAGGUACAGACGUUAUCAAAAACUGAGUCGCAGCUUCGCGAAGAGCUUGAAAUGUACAUUGACAAGCUCGGCGAGGCAUGUAAUGUUAAGGCCGCGCUGGACCAACGAGACGAUAUUAUGGCUCGACAACGCAAGGAGAUGCAAGAGCAAUCCAAAAAGUGCAAACGUUUAGAAAAAGAGAACGAAGCACUGAGACGUCAAAAGGAGUGUACAGCAGCCAACAUUAUCGGCGUGGCGCAGGAAUGGAAAGACAAGAUGGACGCCGCCGACAGGAAGACGAAGAAGCUUAUGAGUAUCAUCCAUCAGAUGCAACAACAGGGCCGAAAAGUUCCGCCGGCAAUGGAGUCCACGCUGGAGAGAUGCAAGAAUGACGAGGAUCUCGCGGAGGACGAGGAAGACAGCGAUUACUCGGAAGAGGACGAUGAAGAGGGCGAAGGGAGCGAUCCGGACGACACAGAAGAGGAGUCACCGCCACAAUCACGAGUACAACCAUCGCAGCCUGGACCUUCGACGACGAAUAAAGAGACCGUGAUGCGAACCUACGACGUACUGCAGGCACCGAUGGACAUUGACUGGAAAGACGACAACGCGGUGCAGGACUCGCUGUUGUCCACGGCCGUGUUCCUGCAGGACAACCCCAUGAUUUCCGACUUUCUCAGCAUGACGAUUGACCAGGCGUUUUCGGGCUGCGACCCGACGCAGCUCACGCCCGCCGACCGCGAGGCGUUUUGGGCAAAGCUCACCGCGCCGUAUCACCCGGAUGGACGCCGCAAGACUUAG